This is a messenger RNA of Callorhinus ursinus (northern fur seal), 2785 nucleotides long. RefSeq names its product zinc finger CCHC-type containing 3 (gene ZCCHC3). Gene Ontology annotation, molecular function: double-stranded DNA binding; zinc ion binding; RNA binding. Gene Ontology annotation, biological process: positive regulation of type I interferon production; activation of innate immune response; cellular response to exogenous dsRNA. The record is from RefSeq and is a predicted model, not a curated record. Gene Ontology annotation, cellular component: cytoplasm. NCBI's taxonomy places the organism in Eukaryota, Metazoa, Chordata, Mammalia, Carnivora, Otariidae.
GCGCGCGGAUGGGCGCCCUUUGGCUGCGGGAGCGAGUGGAGGAUGCUGGGAAGGAGGUAAAAUGGCCACCGGCGGCGGCGCGGAGGAGGAAAGGAAGCGGGGGCGGCCGCAGCUCCUGCCACCCGCGCGGCCCGCGGCUCGCGGCGAGGAGGCCGAGGGCGGCCGCGAGAAGAUGGGCUGGGCCCAGGUGGUGAAGAACCUGGCCGAGAAGAAGGGCGAGUUCCGCGAGUCGCGGCCGUCGCGGCGGGAGGAGGAGGGAGGCAGCGGCGUGGGCGGCGCGCUCGGCGCCCCCGCGGGCCUGGCGGUGCCGGGCCUCGGCGACUUCCCCCCGGCCGGCCGCGGGGACCCGAAGGGUCGGCGGAGAGACCCGGCCGGCGAGGCGGCGGAUCCCCGCAAGAAAAAGGGUGCAGCCGAGGCGGGCCGGAGGAAGAAGGCCGAGGCGGCGGCGGCGGCCAUGGCGGGCCCGGCCAGGCCUGGCGCGGCCGAGGACGCGGCGGAGCGGCCCGCUCAGGACGAGCAGGCAGUGGCGACGGGCCCCGCGGCGGGCCCGGGCAAGGGCCGCUUCCUGGUGCGCAUCUGUUUCCAGGGAGACGAGGGCGCCUGCCCGACCCGGGACUUCGUUGUGGGCGCGCUCAUCCUGCGCUCCAUCGGCAUGGACCCGAGCGACAUCUACGCGGUCAUCCAGAUCCCAGGCAGCCGCGAGUUCGACGUGAGCUUCCGCUCGGCGGAGAAGCUGGCCCUGUUCCUACGCGUCUACGAGGAGAAGCGCGAGCAGGAGGACUGCUGGGAGAACUUUGUGGUGCUGGGGCGGAGCAAGUCCAGCUUGAAGACGCUCUUCAUCCUCUUCCGGAACGAGACGGUGGACGUGGAGGACAUCGUGACCUGGCUCAAGCGCCACUGCGAUGUGCUGGCCGUGCCCGUGAAAGUGACCGACAGGUUUGGGAUCUGGACCGGGGAGUACAAGUGUGAGAUCGAGCUGCGCCAGGGGGAGGGCGGGGUCAGGCACCUGCCGGGGGCCUUCUUCCUGGGGGCCGAGAGGGGCUACAGCUGGUACAAGGGGCAGCCCAAGACGUGCUUUAAAUGUGGUUCCCGGACCCACAUGAGUGGCAGCUGCACGCAGGACAGGUGCUUCAGGUGCGGGGAGGAGGGGCACCUGAGCCCUUACUGCCGGAAGGGUAUCGUGUGUAACCUCUGUGGCAAGCGAGGACACGCCUUUGCCCAGUGUCCCAAAGCAGUUCACAAUUCCGUGGCAGCUCAGCUAACCGGGGUGGCUGGGCACUGAACACCCGCCUGCCUGCCAGGGUGAAUACAGAGCCAGCUUACCCCUCUUAAGUGCCAAAACUUUUUUUUAAACCAUUUUUUACGUUUUCGAAGGAGAUCUUUUUAAACCUACAAGAGACAUCUCUCUCUGCCUUCUUAAAUCGAGUUUACUCCAUUUCAGCCUUUUCCGAAUUGGUGACUCUGUCAUCAGUAACCACCGAGAACUGUAGCGUGCAGAUGUGUCGCCUCUCCCUUUUUAAAAUUUUGUUUUCGUUUUUGUAUCUGGGUUGUUUUUGUUUUUGUGUGUGGUUUUUGUGUGGGUUUUUUUGUACUUUUUACUCCCCACGCCUUGUCUUCUCCCGGGAUUUUCAUCCAUUGGGCUGCCUUGCGCAUCUUUAUGCCCCAGCACUAGGUACGGGGCCCACCACGUGGUAGGCACUCCAUCAGUGUUUGUUGAAUUGAGAAGUUGACUGUGGCUUCUGUCAGGGUGUCUACUUUUUGCAGCUCUUCCCCCCCUCCCCGUUUAAUUUGCUGCUUCUAAUCUAUGUGGUCUGAGAAUUUGUGAAACCAUUGUUGUUAGAAGUGUAUGUAAUCUGAGUCAAUAAGCUCUGAAUGGUGGCCAAGGGCCUCUCUUAUGGCAUUAAAAAGCAUGGACUUUGGGACAGCUGUUCAGUGGCUCAGAAGCCAUUUUUCACAGAAUCAUGGAAUUUGGAAUUUUCUUGCUGGAAAGGACCUAAAAGUUGGUUUAGACCAAUCCCCUGGAUUUCCAACAGAUGAAACAGGCCCAGAGAGGUUAAAUGACUGGGUCAAAAUCACAUAGCUGUCUGGUGCCAGAGCUAGCCUAGAGUAGAGUUCCCUGACCCCAAGCCCGGUGCUCAUUCCACUACCUCUCACACUUCACAACAUUUUCCUCAACACUUGAGGGCCCAGAAAGUCUGAUCUCUCCAGAAUGAUGAGCCCAGAGGAAUGCUAAGAAAUCAUCUCGGGGAGGAAGCAGAAAGGGAUUUAGCAGGGGCUUCUGAAUACUUGGGAGAUAGGGAAGGGCCAAAGGAACAUAAUCUAGGGUGUACUCAUUGCUCCGUGAGGUAUCAUAUCUGGAUUAAAGUGCCAAGUCCUUUGGGGCCUUACCCUUCAUCAUUCACUGCCACCACUUAGAAAUGGGGGUGUUCCUAAAUAAGGAAACCUACCAGAGGUUUACAUUUGCACCUUAGCCCCAAUAGCUAGAAACCCCAGAGAAGCCUCUAACUGGAGCUCAUCUACAACUUCCUGACUCACAGGAGAAAGGUGAUUUUAACCUGGAAUCAUAAGUAAGCUGUUAACUCUAAAAUUUGCUUGCAAAACAGGUCAAGCAAGAGGGCAUUGGGUCAACUAAGUGUUACCGAGUUAAAGUAGAAAAGACAGCUGCUUUUCUUUUAGUUUUUGUUUUUCCUUUGCAUUAUGUUUUGCUAUUUCCUUGUGGCUUAGAAUGUAAAAUCGAUUGUUAAAAGUUUUGUUCUGAAUAAAUAUUUAUCUUUUGUAUUGCUAA